ACCUAAACUCUAUUUUCUCUCCAAACAAAAAAUAGGACUUCACCUCUACAAGUCUUUUAGCUAAGCACAACAAAUUCCCAUAAUCCUCUCUCCCCCUCUCCCUCAUCUCUCUCCCUCUCUCUCUCUCUCUGGUUUCAACUUUAAAAUAUAAUCAUCAUGGGUGAAGAAAGCAAGAAACUUGAGACUACCCUCAAUGGAUUCUCUCCCAUAUCAUCUACUCCUGUUUUUUGGAAGUCUCGCAAGAGAUCAGCUACUUUGAAAAAGGUAGACACAGUAAAUGAUGAUGCUGAAAAAAGCCCUCCAAAACAGGAAGAAACUCCUGAUGAAGAGAUGGAGCAAGAUUCAACUCCAGCUUCUGUUCUUUCAGAGAAACGUAAAGCUCUGUUUGAACCAUUGGAGCCCAUAAGUAUUAAUGGUCGAAGACCAACAGCUGAAUCCAUACUCCCUCCACCAGACUUCGAUGAGGCAAGUUAUCCCCGAGGCUGGUUGAUUGGGAAGAAGCGAAAGCUUGUCAAUGUUGAUGUUGUUGAAAGUAUGCGCAGAAUUGCUGUACAGGAAAUGAACCGCAAGGACAGGGAGAUUGAUGGACUAAACGAACAACUAGAAGAAGAUUCUCGGUGCUUGGAACAUUUGCAGAUCCAGCUCUUGGAAGAACGGAGCAAACGUGCCGAUGUAGAAAGGCAAAACACAAUGCUUCAAAACCAAAUAUCUAUGCUCAUGGACAUGUUGCAGGAGGACGACAACGAGAAUGUGGAUGAUGGGGGUGCAGAACCUUGAAGUGCUGUUCUUUUAUAUUUCUUUUCUGCAGAUGUUAAUGGUGUAGGAAAAUAUAGAAAUUGCAUUUAUUCACAAUAUGUAUAUUAUAUGAAUGUUACAUGUUCAUGUAACGAAGAUUACAUCCACCUGAUGAUGUGUGAUUAUAUUUUUCUUGUGGUGUGGAA
This is a messenger RNA of Daucus carota subsp. sativus, 941 nucleotides long. RefSeq names its product protein HEADING DATE REPRESSOR 1. Lineage: Eukaryota; Viridiplantae; Streptophyta; Magnoliopsida; Apiales; Apiaceae. Gene Ontology annotation, biological process: regulation of flower development. The transcript has 3 exons. Bases 157 to 777 code for a protein of 206 amino acids. The record is from RefSeq and is a predicted model, not a curated record.